CGUACCUCGAAGCAGGGGGCAUAACUUGAAGUUGUCUAAUCACACAAAACCACGCGAGAUCUCAAAACGAGAUGUUGUAUGCAAGAUGGCAGCUCGCAUGGAGGCAGCGCUUCACCCAACAGUUUGUAAGGAAGGCAUAUUAAAAAAACCCAUUUCUGAAGGACAGUACUACAAAUGCCAAUUCUGUAGCAAAACGGGAGAGUAUGCAUAUGUUGUGGCACAUAUGCAAACACACGAGAAGACAACUGUUAAACAUGGAGGGUAUAAAAUGUACAGAUGCCACUGUGGACGUUACAAAAGCCAUCAUUAUCACUGCUGCUACUGUGCGAGGAUUUUAACUCGGCAAAAUUUAUUUCUGAACCAUCUGAAAAAAUGUGGGGUAAAUAACCCAUCAAUAGUUUCCUGUGUUUCUGCGCCCUCCGUUGUCUGUGCAUCAUCAAGCAUCUCUGCAGCCUCCAAAGCUUCCGUACCCUCCAGCACCAUCUCUGCAUCCUCCAGCGCCAUUGCAACCUUCAGCUUCUGUGCUCCCUCCAACGGCGUCGUUGCACCUUCCAAUGUUUCUGCAGUUUCCAGCGUGUGCGCAUCCUCAAGCGUCUCUGCAACCUCCAACAUCUCUGCACGCCCCAGUGUCCAGUUCCUUGCAGCUUGCAGGACACCAAUUUCCUAUCUAACGGUCAUAACACUGUCUAAAAGUGAUGACACACCUGCCUCAUCAGCUCCUACCCAAACCACCUGUAUGAGUAACCAAAAAAUACUCAAGUCAAGGCCCAAAGGAACUACAUGUGCAUCCUAUAAUUUGAUUGUGAACAAGAAAAACAUUGAGCUUCACCCAACAGUUUGUAAGGAAGGGAUAUUAAAAAAACCCAUUUCUGAAGGCCCGUACUACAAAUGUCAGUUCUGUUGCAAAAGGGGAGAGUAUGCAUAUGUGGUGGCACAUAUGCAAACCCACGAGAAGACAGCUGUUAAACAUGGAGGGUAUAAAAUUUACAGAUGCCACUGUGGAUUUUGCAAAAGCCAUCAUUAUCACUGCUGCUACUGUGCGAGGACUUUAACUCAGCAAAAUGUAUUUCGGAACCAUUUGCAAAAAUGUGGGUUAGCUAACGCAUCAAUAGUUCCUUGUGUCUCUGCACCCUCCAGGGUUUCCGCACCCUCCAGCUCUGUCUGUACACCCUCCAGUGUUUCUGCAGCUUCCAGCGUGAGAGCACCCUCUAGGGUUGCUGCGUCCUCCAGUGUUUCUGUACGCUCCAGUGACCAGUGCUUGACAGCCUGCAGGACAACAACUUCCAAUCCAACAGUCAUUACUCUGUCUAAAAGUGACGACAAACAGGUCACAUCAACUUCUACCCAAACGAGUAACCCAAAAAUACUCAAGUCAAUCCCCAAAAGAACUACAUGCCCAUUCUGUAAUUUAAUUAUGAACAAGAAAAACAUCAAGGUACACAUUCAAAGACGUCACUCAUCAGCAAAUACAGAUGGAAAAGCAAAUCCCCAUCUUCCAUCCCAGAGCAUGGACUAGGGAUGUCACAAUUUCAUAUCUUAUCAUACUCCAUAAAUUGGUCCAGUUACUUAGCUAUACAGCCACUUUAAUUGUAUUGCCUAGGACAAUUUCCCCAUUGAGGAACAAUAAAGUAUUUAUGAUAUUAUUUAAUCUCCUUUUUAAUUUAGUGUCAUUUACUACACGGAACAGAGAGGAUUCUACUUGGAAAAUGAAUUUACUGCAGCACUGACUGUUUUUAGGAGGCUUUAGGCACUUUAUAAGAUCUUAUUUUUUUUUAUCGGAUUUAAUGUUGCAGCAGUUGCCAGAAACUGACAAUUAGUGCCAAAACAUAUUAGACUGUUUAAAUAAAACUUCAUUUUGUUGCACUUCAAUUUAGCAUUUCUCACAAUUAUUUGUUGUGCUACAUUUGCUAUUACUUUGUAGCCUAAAUAAGGCCGUAAUGUUCUUAAAGGCAAACACCACAAUUUUUCAAU
Messenger RNA from Paramisgurnus dabryanus, 1971 nucleotides. RefSeq lists its product as uncharacterized. The record is from RefSeq and is a predicted model, not a curated record. Lineage: Eukaryota; Metazoa; Chordata; Actinopteri; Cypriniformes; Cobitidae.